AACCCCAAGCUCUCCUUCUCUUUCCCAUGGCGGCGACUCUCCAUUUCCUUCGAGCUCCAACAAUCUCUCGCCCAAAGCCAUGCGAUCCAAAACCCAUUUAUUUCCCUCUGCAAAUCCCGGUUCUGAGUACCAGUCACCGGGAAUCCCUAAGCGGAGGGAUCGUGGCUCGGUCGUACAAGGUGGUGGUGGAGCCCAACGGCGCUACGACGGAGCUGGAGGUUGAAGCGGAGGAGACGAUCCUUUCGAAGGCCCUUGACUCGGGCCUUGACGUCCCUCACGACUGCAAGCUCGGCGUCUGCAUGACUUGUCCGGCGAAGCUCGUCAACGGCACGGUUGACCAGAGCGAAGGUAUGCUCAGCGAAGACGUCGUGGCGCGCGGCUACACGCUCCUCUGCGUGUCCUACCCGACAUCGGACUGUCGUAUAAAGACCAUCCCCGAGGACGAGCUGUUGUCUCUGCAGCUUGCCACAGCCAACGACUGAGAAGAAGAGGGAUCUUUUUUUUUUUUUUUUUGAGGUGAUAAGUGUUUAGUUGUAUAGGUUCUUAUCUGAUGGUCUGAGAGAGCUUGAUUAAGUCGUUUUUGUCGGAUUCAGACUAACUAUGGAGUUUAAAACGAUGUAAAAGUAGAGUCUUGAUUAUGGAGUUUGAAUGUGAGAUGGG
Tarenaya hassleriana is the source of this 660-nucleotide messenger RNA. RefSeq names its product ferredoxin-1-like. Bases 27 to 482 code for a protein of 151 amino acids. Gene Ontology annotation, biological process: electron transport chain. Gene Ontology annotation, molecular function: 2 iron, 2 sulfur cluster binding; electron transfer activity. The record is from RefSeq and is a predicted model, not a curated record. The transcript has a single exon. NCBI's taxonomy places the organism in Eukaryota, Viridiplantae, Streptophyta, Magnoliopsida, Brassicales, Cleomaceae.